Messenger RNA from Carcharodon carcharias (great white shark), 2944 nucleotides. It is a transcript of the gene mea1, whose product is annotated as male-enhanced antigen 1. NCBI's taxonomy places the organism in Eukaryota, Metazoa, Chordata, Chondrichthyes, Lamniformes, Lamnidae. The coding region runs from base 102 to 638 and encodes 178 amino acids. Gene Ontology annotation, biological process: spermatogenesis. The record is from RefSeq and is a predicted model, not a curated record. The transcript has 3 exons.
UACUCUUGCCUCCCAGCAUCACCUCCUUCACCGGAUGGUGCAUUGUUUGUCAACCGGAAGUGGUGGUUGUUAAUAGCGACGCUGAGGCCUGAGGCCUGUGGAUGGAAGUUGGUGCCUUCAGGAUGAGUCCCGAGCGAGUGUUGCCUGAACCGGAGGAUGAGCAACAGGCGCAGGAGCUGGGCCCAGGCCCGGCCCCGGCACAUUGGAGCAGCGAGGAGGAUGAGGAAGAGGAGACCGAGGCCGCCGGGGAUAGUCCUGAUUCCCCGGGACCUGGCCCCGGUGGCGGGUAUCAGUAUCUACCCUUGAAUCAGGAGCCCGGCCUAGGACCGUCCGAGAACGGGGCGACUGAGCAGGACAUCGGGGAGCGUCUGCAGGAAUUGCGACUUUUCUUGCCUGAGGCACCAGCAGACAGUGAUGAGGAGGAUGAGGGAGCAGUGGAAAGCAGUCGGCCCUCAAUACCCAUGGACCCAGAGCAUGUUGAAUUGGUGAAGAGGACCAUGGCUGCAAUCAAGAUCCCCAGCCUAGGCAUCCCAUCCUGGGCUCAAGAGAUCUCUGACGAGCAGUGGCAGUCUGUCGUUCAGCAAACAAUAGAAACGAGGCGUACAACAGUGGCAGUGAAGGAGGCGGAGCAACAAUGACCUCUGUUCCAUUCUGUAGAGUCUCCUGCAACAAGCCACAAAUGCCUGGAAAUGGUCCUCACACUCUGCGGGGACCCUGUUAGUGGUCCUCACACUCUGCGGGGACAUUGUCCUUUCCAGCAACUGUGUGUUUGUUGUUGAGCUCAAUCCCGACCCGUUCUGAUGGUUCACAUGUCAGUUGGUCACUUUCCUUGUUCCACCAGCCUGCUUAUUUCCCGAUCAGAGGGUUAACUAGGCUUUCAGUCCUGUGAGAGGCCUACUCUUCCUCGGCUGCAGACCAGAUCUGUAUCUGAGGUGAGAUUGAGAACUUGCCGUAUUGGAUGAUGUAAACUGGAACCCAGGCCCCCAGACCAUUUUGUCAGGGCUGAACUCGUGUAUUGCCCAUUGUGGAUUAUUGUCUAUCCGUUACUAGAAGUUCUACUGGUGACCUCAAAUCUGGCUAUGAUCAUACUGCAGAAGGUGUUCACUUUGCCUUCUCCCUGCCUUACGAUAAUGAAGAACAAGUUACAAGUGGUGAUGAAUUGUUGAGACCAUCAAAUCUAAUCAAAAGAGUGACAGGCACUGUUUCCAGUGUUCUUUCCUGGCUUCAGGCUGAUAAAUGGCAGCAACCACAGGGCAAGUCCAGCAAGAUGAUUUAAAUUCUGACUGGCAAAAAUCAACCAAUCCCAGUUAACCUGUAGCACUAAUCAACCACAGCGUCCCCAGAUUGGGUUAAUCCCACAUCCUGCUCUUGUAUUGUGCUAAAUCUGCCAAUUUAUAGAUAUUAACAGUUUAAUAAUUCUUUAAAUCAGCUGCUGUUUGGGGCAAAUUCACAUUGACUUCACAGCUGUCAAAGGAGACCAACAGUUUCUGCACAGUUCUGAUGGUGGCUUUGCAUCUCUGAGCUCAAACCCAUUCCAGCUUGAUGGGAUGAAAGUUUCCAUGCAUGAGACUGGGGAGUGUGUAGAGUCCAUUGUGGACUGAGCACAAUAACCUCAAAUUGGAAAUCUGAGACACCUCACAGGAUAGCUGGUGUGGUAAAGUUAUAAAAUGUCACACUGGUGCUAAUGGGGAGGACCUUGUUCUGAGGUAGGGACAGAUCUAACCCUGUGCUGUACCUGCCCCAUGUGUUUCAUGGGACUUUGUAGAGGUAUCUUUACUCUGUAUCUAACCCCAUGCUGCAUCUGUCCUGGGAGUAUUUGAUGGGACAAGUUAGAAGGAGCAUUACACUGUAUCUAAUCUCAUGCUACAUCUGUCCUAGGAGUAUUUGCUGCUGACUCUAUUUUUCUGAAACGCUAAGUGUUCUAUCCUCCAGCAUUAACAUUGCUCAGAAAUAUUUUAACUUACUACUUGAUUUUUUUCUGUUAUCUAUGUCACAAUAGCAGUAAAUGCUGCCCCCCACCACUGACUUUGUCUGCAGCCAGUAGGUCAGUCAUCAAACCCAAGUGCUGUUUGAAAUGAUGUUUCUGGUCCUACUGUGAGGGUUGAGCCUUCAAUAUAAAAGUUCAGAAUAUAAAGAGGCUGUUGUUGUGUCCCUGCUCCAUACUUAACCAUAAGUCUGAAUGGUUGUAAUGCCAGCCCUUUCAACAAGCUGUGAUUUCUUAGUGUUUGUGCCAAACUGCUCCUUGUAUUUACCUGCUCUGUAAAGGCAAAAACAUUAAAACCAUAUUCAGAAAGGCUUCACUUGAACUACCAUCACCAUGCAUAUGGUGUGACAGCUGGUUUUGUUUUGUCUGACAAUGUAAACGGUCAUGGUAUUGGCCUCUGACACAGGCAAAAAGCUUUUCUUGGUGGGAAGGCAGGUUAAAUAAACAUGGUUUGUAUUCCCUUGAGUUUGAUGAAGGGGUGCAGGAACUAGUGCUAGUUUAUCCCCCAAGAAUGCAGAGGCCAAUUUUGGCACCCACUUUGCUAGCAAGUACGAGAUUGGGGAUGAAACUUCUCUUUUCAUUGUGGCUGGCAUUGGAGAGUGCACACCCUCAAACUUGAAUCAUUCUUUCUCACUUUCCACCAUAACCGCUCUUUUGUUUGAUAACCCAGCUCCUUUACUUUCCUCUCCCUUUCUUUCCCAUUGACUCAAUUGAGAUCAUCAUUUCUAUGAGAGGAAUGGUGAGGGUAGGGUUGUGGUUAACUUGAGUUUCUGGCUGUUUGCAGUAUCCCUACUCUUUCUCUCCCUUCAACACACUGCAGCCUGGCUGCGUUCACAAAAAUAAACUUAUUUUGAGAUCAUUUUAUUUUUGUUCUGUACAUACAUGAACAUCUGUACAAAAUAUGACAUUUCAAUACUAUGUAAUACUCUACUUUAAAAUAAAGUACAACAUAUGUACAAA